Messenger RNA from Gryllus bimaculatus (two-spotted cricket), 4672 nucleotides. Lineage: Eukaryota; Metazoa; Arthropoda; Insecta; Orthoptera; Gryllidae. The record is from the annotation of a GenBank genome assembly.
GUGCGAAACUGACGGCAGAAGCCCCCACCCCCUCCCUUCUUCGGGGAUUUUAUUUUAAGCAGGGUUGACCUUGUCAAGAAAAUUCGUUUGUAGUGAUCAAUCGAUGUUUUAAAGAUAAGCCAUAUUCCAAUAACCAGCUUAAUCUGCAGCUUAAUACUCAAAUGAAAAAAGAGGGGAACUUGAGUGCUAACCUCGAAAAUUAAUAGAAAUCGUAACUGUUCUCUGUAGCAUGACAUUCUUCCUCUUUCCUAUUUUCGACCAUAUAAUAUACUGAACUAUCAAGAAAAUUAAUAAUCCCAAUUUUGUUCUUCAAUGAGUAACAGUAUCCUCAAUUGUUGAUUCUGCGUGUUGGACUCGCGACACAGUUCUUCGCGGCGCUGAUCAGUCACAAUAUGGCUACCGCUAGAAAGAAGCAAGACGAGAAACACCUAAAAAUAUUACGAGAAUUAGUGUCUCUACCGGCUAAUAAACAAUGUUUCGACUGUCACCAAAGAGGCCCGACUUACGUGAAUAUGACAAUUGGUUCGUUUGUGUGCACGUCAUGCUCUGGGAUGCUGGUCAUCUCACUCCCAAGCUUUUAUUUAUAUGCGAGUCAGUCAGUGUAGCUUUCAGUAUUUGGCGAGGUUUGACUCCCCCUCACAGGGUGAAGUCCAUUUCGAUGGCAAGUUUUAGUCCAGAAGAAGUUGAGUUGAUUAAAGCAAGAGGAAAUGAGUACUGUAAACAAAUAUGGUUGGGUCUAUAUGAUGCAGCACAUGGGCAAGAUUCCAAAGAUGAGCAGCAGAUCAAGGAUUUUAUGAUUGCAAAAUAUGAAAGAAAAAGGUACUAUGUGGACCCAACUACUAUUCCUCGCAAUGGUCCAACUGGCUUCUCGUCUCCAGAAGUACAGUCAAGGUCUCGGACUUCUACUCCACAGUCAGUGGGUAGUGCUUCAGAUGGUAAACCAUCUGCAAAUGUGACACCCACACCUUUCAUUCAAGCUAAACCUCUUGUCCUCAAUGUUCAGACAUCGGUACCAUCCCAUGACAAUAUGUUCACUCCAGACAAGCCAUCUGAGUUCUUAGCCGACUUUGGUUCUGCUGACCCCUUUAGUUCCUCAUCACAAGCAAUGCCAAACACAGCACAACCUUCCUUUGCCAAUUUUGAAAACAAUCCAGUUUUCAGUGACCAGUUGUUUGGACUAAUGCUGAAAAGUGAUCCCAUUCCGUCCAAGUGCAACACCAAUCGUUGGAGUAUGCCCACUGCCUCAGCCUUGUCAACAUUAGGUGGUUUUGGAAGUCCAGCACGCAAAGCUGCAAGCUCCAUGGGUGUCAAUCAACCUCCUCUCCUUAGUGCAACACAACCACCAUCAGAAGAUCGAUAUGCAGCACUUAAGGACUUAGACAGCCUCAUGAAGAGUCAACAACAGCAACAUCACCAACAACCAGUGGUUGAGGCUGCUGCACCUUUAAACGACUGGUCAUCAGAUAAUAUGGCACCCAAAAAAUUUCUACAGUACACAAAGGACUUGAUGGUGAAAGCAGUAAAUUCUGUGAAUGGAGGGAGAAGUUACAAUGCUGCAGGCAAAGGAGUUUGCUUUAUCAAAGUGUCUGCAGCUGGAGCGUCGCCAUGGCCAGUGAGCUCCAGUACAAAUGCUGUGGGUGCAUCUGUCUUCUCACAGGCCCAGUCAGGGUUCAUGAACUCAGUGCCCAGUACAGCACCCACACUAGCCUUCCCAGAGGCAGCCACUGUGCCCAAUCCAUUUGCCGUGGCUGGUGCCACAAUUGACCCAUGGGCACCAACUGUUGGUACCAACGGCAUGACUGCUCCCAGUGGUGCCAGCUUUAAUGCCAACCCAUUCCGACCUGCUGUAACCAAGAGGCCCAACCAGCCAGGCUUUGGGCCAGCAGCUGAUGCAAGUUGCGGUUGGGGAGCAGUUGGUCCCGAAGUAGUGCCAAAUGGAGCUAUUCUCUCAGGCAUGGGAGCAGUCUUUCCCACUAGUCAGUCCAUGAACUUCCCUGCCAAAGUGUGGCACAACUCUGUGGGAAAUCCAUUUGUGCUCGGUGCUAGUCCUGCUCCUACUGGUCGGUCCAGUAACCCAUUUUUAUGAAGUACAACUUAUGUACAAGAAUUUCACUGUCUUUGUUAUUCAUAGAGAGAAAGAGAGCACAUAAAAAUACAUGCACAUUAUAUUUAUAUAUGUAUAUAUACAUAUAUAGUAGGAAUAGCUGCACGCAUGUACAUUGGGCAUUUGGUACAUGGAUGCAUGUGUGAUAGUGAGAACGUUCAGUGUACGUGUGUGCACAAAAAGACCAUCAUUCUAAAGUACAUUGCUUUUCUAUUCAUGGUAAGUCAAGAGAAGACGAGAUCUUGUUAUAUUUAUACUAAAUUUCAAUGAGCACAUGGCUGUUGGAGUGACCUUUUUGCCAAAACUGUCAUUUUAUCACAGCAUUUAUGUGAUGCUUUGACUGUAAGAUAUUUUUAAAUGAAAUAUUUCUUUAUUGGUAAAUGUGUUGUCCCUGCUUCUGAAAGCAGAGGCAUUGAGAGUAUGAUUGUUUCCAAAUGAUGUGGUGAUGAGGACUGUGUGUGCCUGCUACUUAAAUCUGCUACAAUCCCCUUAUUUAGAGAAACAUGCCAAACAAUGUUGCCUUUGAAUCAAACACCACUGUUUGAUACAAUGACUUUGCCAAUCAGGUCACAAAAACAGCCACGCUUUUUGGGAAAGCAGUUGUUCUGCUCUUGAAAAUUUAUUCACCUGAAAAGAAAAUCAUGUUUUGAGUGAUUUAGAUUUAAAAGAUGAGACAAGAACGAUGUGGUUUGGAGAUCUAAAUUUGCAUUCAUUUCUAAAUGAAAUAAUUUUAUAAUGUAUUUAGACAAAUCAUGAUUUUUUAUCAAUAUAUUCUUUAUUUUAUUCUAUUAACAUCAACUUUUUGUACAAACAGUUGAUCAACUUCCAAUGUAGUUUUAAAAAACAAUAUUUAUUUUUCAUUCAACAGUAACACCUUGUUUAUUCGGAGAAUUUAAUAGUAUAAAGAACUGCCAGUAACAAUGCAAUUUAAAAUAAUAGAUGUCAACUAAUGUAUGUAAAUACACUUACGGUUUGCCACCAAUAUAGGAUGGACUUGAAUCUUUUGAAUGUGUUGAAAUUAUUAGUUUUAUGAUUUUAUUUUAGGCAGUCUGUAAGCCUAUAACAUUUUAUUAAACUACAUGUGUUUCAGUUUUAAAACUGAACUAAUAAUAUUUUGAUUAGAGAAAAAACAGAACACUUCUGCCUUACGAAGUAAUCUCAGAUGAAGAUUCAAGAAAGUCUAUCACCUAAAUUGGCAAAUCCAGAUAAACAAGGUUCAGCUGUCCUUUUAUUUCAAUGUAGUCAUAUUUGUUUCCCCCAAAACUUGCCUUCUAGGCUAAAAUACUCAUUGUUUGUAACUCAUUUAUCCACUGACGCUUAACUAGUAAACAAACGCAUCCAUUAUCUCAGCAGUUUUAGUGAAAAGCAUUCAGAGGAGAAUGUACCACUGCAGUGAGUCCGAAUGCUGGUUCUUCUGGGACCUGAGUCCACUUGUAGUCUAUAUAAUUGUUCUUGUAUAUUCGCUUUAUAUACUGAGAGAAUAUAUUAUCCAAAAAAACUAUUUUAUUUAUAUUGAUAAUCAUUAAUGUUCUAGGAAUAAAAUUAGAAGGUGGUUGAUAUUUCGUUUGACAACCAGAAAUGGCAGUGCCAUGCCCUAAGCAACAGCAAAUCAGAAGCAUCAUUGUAAAUUAGGAAGCAAAUGUAUGGCAUGAUCUGAAUGUUGUAGUUAAUCUGCUGUCUUUGUGUUGAGAGAGGUUAAUUGUGUUAAAAUGGGUUCUUUGAGUAGUGUGUGCUGUUAGGUUUGUUGUUACUGUUAGUUACAUAUAUUUUAGCUAAGUAGCUAUAUCAUAACAAGGUAACUAAAUCAUAAUGUAGAAUUUGUAAUCAGCAACACUAUCUCCACAUCAAACUGUCAACCACUUUCUGAUUUUUUCUGAACUUUAGAAGAAUUACAAAACCUUUUCUUUCCUAAUUUUACCUGUGUGUUGUAUUCUUAACUUAAUUACAAAUGAUAAAAGAAAUGUUUUGAGUAUAAGCACCAGUGACGUAAUGAAUGAAUUUUGAUGAUGUUCAUGUGUUGCAAAGCUUUACUUUUAAUGAGAGGAGCUUGCAGUUUGAAGUUUUAUUUACAGUGAGAGUAGCUUGCAGUCAUAUUUAUUUCUUAGUACUAGGAGUAAAAUCUGAGAAAUGUGAUCCUUGGCUGAAUAAUUCCUUUGCAAACUCUGAAAGCCCAAUCCAUGUGGAAUCCGUGUUGACUAUUGAUAGUACAAGGCCCUUUUGUAGGAGCAAUUGUGGCAUAGGCAUGUUUCCUAAUAAUGAGUUUCGAGUUCCUCUUUUCUUGGGGAGGCUAACUACUGAAUCUUAAGAUGAAAGGUGUGGUGAGACUAAUCUGAGUAGAGAUGUUUAACAUGUGGAAGACGUGCAUCACAAACAUACUGGAAAUGGGAUUUCCUCCUAAAGUAAGUAACCUUUUGGGAAUAGGAAUAAUGCCAAUAUAUAUUUUUGACUUGUCUUAUUUCUGUCUUGUCUAUGUAACCGUCCAACAAUGAACUUCUUGGAAUAUCUUCUUAAACUGUCAUAUUGCAGUAUUGAAUGACAAUGCUGUGUUGGGAUUAUAUCAAAUUAUCG